AGGGCCCUGCAGCCGCUGUCUCUGGCAGAAACCCCGUAGUGCAGCACAGCAGCGCCAUUCGGUAACUGCAACAGUAUCCAAAAUGGCUGGAGCUGAUGGAGACGACUCUCUUUACCCUAUCGCCGUUCUCAUUGAUGAACUGCGAAAUGAGGAUGUUCAGUUACGGCUGAACAGCAUCAAGAAACUCUCUACUAUUGCUCUGGCCUUAGGAGUAGAGAGGACUCGCACUGAACUCUUACCUUUCCUCACAGACACCAUCUAUGAUGAAGAUGAGGUCCUCUUGGCCUUGGCAGAACAGCUUGGCAAUUUCACUGUGUUGGUGGGAGGGCCAGAGUACGUCCACUGUCUCCUGCCUCCUCUGGAGAGUCUCGCUACAGUGGAAGAGACAGUAGUCAGAGACAAAGCUGUGGAGUCCCUGCGAAAGAUCUCUCAGGAGCAUUCUCCAGUUGACCUGGAGGUCCAUUUUGAGCCUUUGGUCAAGCGGCUGGCCAGUGGUGACUGGUUCACUUCUCGCACAUCUGCCUGUGGUCUUUUUAGUGUGUGUUAUCCUCGUGUCUCCAGCACCGUCAAGGCUGAGAUUCGGCAGCAUUUUCGCACGUUGUGUUCAGAUGACACUCCUAUGGUUCGUCGUGCUGCAGCAUCUAAGCUUGGGGAGUUUGCCAAAGUUCUUGAAUUGGAUUAUGUAAAAACUGACAUAAUUUCCCUUUUCACUGCUCUGGCCUCUGACGAGCAGGACUCUGUGCGGCUGCUCGCAGUGGAGGCAUGUGUCAGCAUUGCUACUCUACUGCCUCAGGAAGACUUAGAAACCUUGGUGAUGCCAACCUUGCGCCAAGCUGCAGAGGACAAGUCUUGGAGGGUUCGUUACAUGGUGGCUGACAAGUUUUCUGAGCUCCAAAAAGCAGUUGGGCCUGAGAUAACCAAGAAUGAUCUGGUCCCAGCCUUUCAGAAUCUGUUGAAGGACUGUGAGGCUGAAGUUCGAGCUGCUGCAGCAAAUAAGGUCAAAGAGUUUUGCGAGAACCUUCCAGAGGACAAUCGUGAACAAAUCAUCAUGACUCACAUUCUCCCCUGUGUCAAGGAACUUGUGUCAGACACCAAUCAGCAUGUGAAGUCAGCCCUGGCCUCCGUCAUUAUGGGCCUUUCCACCAUCCUGGGCAAGGACAACACAAUAGAGCACUUGCUGCCUCUCUUCCUUGCUCAGCUCAAGGAUGAGUGCCCUGAGGUGCGUCUCAACAUCAUCUCCAACCUGGACUGUGUGAACGAGGUGAUCGGUAUCCGUCAGCUCUCCCAGUCUCUGCUGCCGGCCAUUGUGGAGCUGGCAGAGGAUGCAAAGUGGAGAGUCCGCCUCGCCAUCAUAGAGUACAUGCCUCUUUUGGCAGGACAACUGGGAGUGGAAUUCUUUGAUGAGAAACUCAACACCCUUUGUAUGGCCUGGCUUAUUGACCACGUGUACGCCAUCCGUGAGGCAGCCACCUGUAAUCUCAUGAAGCUGGUGGAGAAGUUUGGGGCUGAAUGGGCUCAGAACACCAUUGUACCCAAAGUGCUGGGCAUGGCCAACGACCCUAAUUACCUCCACAGGAUGACCACUCUCUUCUGCAUCAAUGCUUUGUCAGAGGCAUGCGGCCAGGAGAUAACCACUAAGCAAAUGCUACCAGUGGUCCUCAAGAUGUCCAACGACCAAGUGGCCAACGUACGCUUCAACGUGGCGAAAUCCCUUCAGAAGAUCGGCCCGGUCCUUGAUAGCAAUGCCCUGCAGACAGAAGUGAAGCCAGUGCUGGAGAAGCUGGCCUCAGACACAGACAUGGAUGUCAAGUACUUUGCCCAGGAGGCAAUCAGUGUUCUGGCCCUAGCAUAACCAACCAACCAUCAAGGCUAAACCCAACAACCACCCGAACCAACAACGCAAACACUUUUACAAGAUAAUUUAUUGAUGUUAAGGAACAACUGGUUAAUGUAUAAAGAAGGCUGUUAUUGUUUUAUCCGUUCUGUUUUUUUCUUUACUGUCUAGUAGUAGUAGUAGUCCAUGUCCAGGCAUUGCACAGGCUUCUUUAACCUUCCUCUUUGCUGUACAUUGGUGCUUUAAUAAAAGCAAAGUGUAAUGAGUUUGCAUUGCAAGUGGUGCAUGCUGACAAAUGUGCUACUGUACUAGCUAGGCAUCGCUAACCAGGACCCCUCACAUUCCUCCCUCUAUCAUCCUUGGACACUGUUGUACUUGAGCCAGAGUCAUUGCAGCAUACCACACGUCCGUGUUCGCUACCUAGCACCCAGGGCUGUGCUAACUCUGUGCGGCUGCACAUUUGUUGUGGUGCUAGACACAACCUUUGAGCAGCAGAUGGUGCAACAAGAUGUUGAUUCUGCUGAGCUUCGUCCCAAAUCUGUCCUCGGAAUGCUCACUUUUAACCGGGAACGCUUGUGUGGAGAAGUGAUCAGAAGCAGGUCAAUUAGGCUCCCUUUGUUUUUCUCAACCAGACUAACCUGUCAUGUCUGUUCUGCUCAAUACUCUGACAAAGAAAUGGGUGUGGGGGUGUUUAUUGCUACCUGUAACCUUUUGACCCUUCUCUACAGCAGCAGAUAAAUUGGUUAAACUGAUGAAUUAACUCCCAGUCUAAUAUGGACCAGCUCAGUCGUAAAGUGUUGCACAUAAUUAACCUCCUCCAAAUCCUCAGUGGUUUUCGUUGAUGGUGCAGAAUGGGUAGCCUGUUGUAUUCUGCAGUAAUUUCUCGACAUUGCUCUUAAUUUUCCUGUUUUGCCUGUCCUCUGUAUAGAGACCUUGUUCUUACCUGAUAAGGAUACUUUAUUCCCCGGAUGGUAAAUUAAAUCGACUGCACCUAUCGUGGUCACGGGGGUUGACGAAACCCAGGCGUUCCCAGUCAGCUCCCCUUCAGUCUGUGCCAACUUCAUCACGUUGAGAUUUAAAGUGAACCACUGAAGUCAAUGCUUCUAAAUCUCAGCACCAUGGAGAACAGGCGCAGGCUUUUAGAGAAAGUGGAGUGGCUGAAGCAUGUAUGUAAGGCCACAUAAGGUUUUAUGGGGUGGGGGCUUGGGUGGUUAUGGGCAGGUGGAAUAAAUGUAUGAACUGUUGAUAAAGGAAACCUUAGUCUUUCCCUGAACCGCUCCCUCCUCCUCAUUUUGUUCUUUUGCGUAAACAUUGAUUGUCUUGUAUCACAAACUGUGCUUUUAUUUUUAUUUUGAAAUAUCUCUACAAUUGGGAUGCUGUACUACUGUAUCUUGAUCUGAAUAAAGUAACACAAAGGAA
Betta splendens (Siamese fighting fish) is the source of this 3253-nucleotide messenger RNA. RefSeq names its product protein phosphatase 2, regulatory subunit A, beta b (gene ppp2r1bb). Lineage: Eukaryota; Metazoa; Chordata; Actinopteri; Anabantiformes; Osphronemidae. The record is from RefSeq and is a predicted model, not a curated record. Gene Ontology annotation, cellular component: protein phosphatase type 2A complex; cytoplasm. Gene Ontology annotation, biological process: protein dephosphorylation. Bases 83 to 1852 code for a protein of 589 amino acids. The transcript is spliced from 15 exons. Gene Ontology annotation, molecular function: protein binding; protein phosphatase regulator activity.